CCUACUGGGUUCGAAGGAACCCAGCACCAACGCCUGGGUUCCUCAAACCCAGGCGCUGGUCGAGGCACCAGGCGUGCUAGGUUCGAGGAACCCAGGCUUGGGUUCCUUCGAACCCAGCACGCCUGGGUUCGAUGGAACCCAGGCGCGGGUUCCUCGAACCCAGGCCCUGGGUUUGGCUCUGGCCGCAGAUGCUCCGGCUCCGACCCCGACGGCUGGUGCUGGCUCGUUGUCGCCGUCAUUUGUCUCGGCUGUCUUUGCCGUCGUCGUUGCUUUGCUUCUCGGCUCCUCGCUCCGGAUCUGAGCUGAGAUUGCUUGCUGGCGGUCGUAUGCCAUUUGCUGAUUGUGGAUUCAUCGGUAUCUUGUUGAGCGAUCUGGAUGACAAGGUCGUCGCAUUUCAAGACAUCAAGCCUGCAGCUUUCAGGCAUUACUUAGUGAUUCCUGUAGAGCACAUUCCAACUGUGAAGGAUCUUCGGAGGAGAAGUGAAGACUACUCUUUGGUACUUGAUAUGUUCAAUGUGGGGCAAGCACUUCUAAGCAAAGAUGCUUACAUUUUGCUGUUUUUCUCCAGUACUUGAUAGUAUUGUUAACAUUGUUUUGUCGUAGGUUUUGCAUGGUAUUUUUUUUUAACUCUCAAAUCUCAAUAUGUAUUUUUCUCUGAUUGAAGUUGUUCUAUCACUUUGUUUUACUUUCAUCUGAUAUUUUGGUUAAGUACACUUUGAUUUGUAUCAUAAUAAAUGAAUUAAAUGGUUAGUAAGGUGCACCUUCAUCCUUGCAUUAAUGUUUCUUGGGCUUGGUGGCCAAUAACACACUGAAUCUCCAGUUAAGUUUUAAGGUAUCUUUUUAUGAUUAUGGAAACAAGGUUAUGUUUUCCUGAUUCUCCUCUUUUUGGCAGAUUUGGCUUUCAUCAACCUUCAUUUAACAGUGUUAACCAUCUCCAUCUCCAUUGUUUUGCUCUACCCUUCAUACCUAGGUAGUCAUUUUGCUGGUAGUCUAUGCUUCUGCUUUUAUUUUGUUUUAUUUUCUAUCUUGAAAAUCGAACAAGGUUUCAAAGAUUCCUGGUUUAAUCCAUCAAGAGUUUGAACAGAUGGAAACAUAUAAAAUAUAUAUCUUUGGGGCCAUUAGGUGGGUUUAUUGAAGCCAAGAAUUUGUUGGAGAAGAUAAAACCAUUGUCAACAAAUACUUCUUAGGGAUGAGUGCAUGAAUCGCUAUUAACUUUUAUUUUCUCGUAAUUAUCAAUUCUUUUGUUGUUUGUAAGUUUUCUGAUGAUUAAUUGAUGUUAUUCAAGAUGAAACUGCUUUUGCAAAUAAGGUUACUUAAAACUUUGUAACAUGCAUUUUGGGUAAUAAGAAUUGGGUAUACAGUGUGUGCUUGUCUUCUACCUUACUCUAUAAAUUAACAUCCUUGAU
Messenger RNA from Rubroshorea leprosula, 1406 nucleotides. The record is from the annotation of a GenBank genome assembly. Lineage: Eukaryota; Viridiplantae; Streptophyta; Magnoliopsida; Malvales; Dipterocarpaceae.